CAAGCAGUGUGUUCAUAUCCCCAGCUACAAUGGUUGAUCAGAAGAUGUUUAGGAGGUCGAUUAUGAAAUCCAGUAAGAGUACAUCAGCUUUACCAUCAGCAACUCUAAACAUGGGUGAGCCAUCUGGGCUUAACUUGUCGAGUGUGGGUGAGAGCUUUAUCCACGACUCUCCCAUCACUCCUAGAAUAAUGAACAUCCAAAAUACCAUACCUGAUUCUCCUGUGCUCUCUGGCUUUAGUCUUCCAAGUGAAGAUGGCAAAGUGAAAUCAGAAGAACAACGGGCAGAGAACUGUAACCCAGUACCUCAUUCACCUUUUUUUCAACAAACCCCUGAAAAGAGUGAAUCUGUUGAACCUAAAAGCCUAACUAAAGACUUUGGGUUUGUUAGCAUGACUGAAGGAUGUGGUAUUAAUACUUUCAAUGUCACAAGAAACUCGGGCGUGAACCUUGAUAAAACGGAAUUGUUAGAGGACAUUCAGCCUAUUGACUGCUCAAUUAAUGCUACAUUUGCUAUAACACCAGCAAAGAGUCUCAAUACAACAGUUGAUAUACCUACAUGUCUUCCAAGCUUAAAUACUACAAUGGAUAUGCCAGGAAGGCUUCCAACUUUAAACACCACAAUUGAUAUGUCUGCAAAUGCUGCAGGCUUGAAUACUACAGUUGAUUUACCAACCAAGAGUGUCACUGUGGAAAAAUCUACACUGGGAACACUGAGUACAGCCAUUAACAUAUCUACCCUACAGUCUGUUUUAAACACUACCCUUGAAGUUUCAAAGCCUUCACUUGUUACUACCUCUGUUGGAUCAGGUUCUAAUCCAUCCUUGAUAAGGACUACAAGCAAGCCUAAUCUGCAUUCCACCAUGACCUCUCAGCCUUCACUUUUGAAUACAACAGUUGACAUAUCCUCCAAGCCAUCCUUUUUGAAUACAACAAUUGAUAUGACCUCCAAGCCAUCACUUCCAAAUGCUACUGUUGGUCUUACUUCAAAUCCAGCCUUGAAUACUACUAUGGAUAUAGUGUCAAAACCAUGUGGAAGUAAUGCUGGUGAAGCUUCUAAUUCUUGUACUACAAGUACUGAGAGUUCAAUAAAACCUGUGAUAUCCCUCAAGUUGGAGGUGCCAACAAUUCAGUCUAGUAUGUACAACCAAAAUGCUGUAGAUAAAAUAAAACCAUUUGGGGAGACUUAUGCAAAGCUACCAAAUAUGAAUAUCCCAAAUGAUGCCAUAUCGCUUCCUGAACCAGUAACUUUGAAAACAACCUCAGAAAGUUAUUUACCUCUAAUUUGGACUCUACAUUUUGCGUAGAAGACGACCAAGGAAAACCUAAGGACACAAUUGGAGCAAGUCUAGGUUGCAGUUUUGAAACUUUAAAAUCGCCAGUGCUAAGUAGUAACCAGUUGAGAAGGAUGACAUUUGAGGUACAGCAGCACAGCCCUCUCAUCAAGCCUGUGGAAGUACAACCAGCCAGUGAAAUUCUCAUGCCUCCACCUACAAAGACUGUCAAGGGGAUCUUAAAGAAGACACCACAGAAAACGCCUACACGUGGUACCACACCAGGGAAAGGGACGAUUAUAGGCAGGGGCUUUGGCAAAACUACCACACCUGGGAAAAACAUCACACCUGGCAAAAGUCAAAUCUCAGGGAUGAAGAAGAGCCUGA
Penaeus vannamei (Pacific white shrimp) is the source of this 1658-nucleotide messenger RNA. The record is from RefSeq and is a predicted model, not a curated record. NCBI's taxonomy places the organism in Eukaryota, Metazoa, Arthropoda, Malacostraca, Decapoda, Penaeidae.